This is a messenger RNA of Cladophialophora bantiana CBS 173.52, 732 nucleotides long. RefSeq lists its product as uncharacterized. The coding region runs from base 1 to 732 and encodes 243 amino acids. The record is from RefSeq and is a predicted model, not a curated record. Lineage: Eukaryota; Fungi; Ascomycota; Eurotiomycetes; Chaetothyriales; Herpotrichiellaceae. The transcript is spliced from 3 exons.
AUGAUCCUGGUGACCUAUUUUCUGUUCGUGCCAUUCCUUCCCAUUCCCAUCGUCAUCUUGGCCAUUACUAUUUCUCGCAAGACCAGAACCGAAAGGCUUGGAAGCGCCCGACUAUCGUUCAGCGCGUUAACGACUUACAAGAAUACACCAUCGAAAGACAAUGAAGCGUGGCUUGACAGGAAGUGGUGCUUCUACCUUUUCAACUUCACCCUCGAGACGAUCGACAUCUAUCUAUAUGUACUGCUUAGAGUCGACCGACGAUUCCAUAUUUCAAAUGGCACCAGCGGUCCUGGAGAUUAUAGAGCGGGACAGAGUCCCUGGGAGAAGCCACAAGAAUCUGGAGACAUUGGUGCUGGUUGCCGUAGAGUCAACUCCGAGGAAGAAAUGUUCAACGACCAUAGGCCAACAGGACCUCACCAGCACUGCAUCACCCCGAAGACGGUGGUCUUCCAGGGCUACUUUACCGCAGUCUACAAAAGUUACAACAGCAACGACAUUCAUGUGACACGGACUAUGAACCCUGGUGACGAUGGCACCUUCUGGGAUCUGUUCCAUCUGGACGGCCAGACUACUGAUAAGGCCGACCUAGACUGCAGCGUUUUGAACAAGAAGCUGUUUAUUGCGUACAAAGACAACAGCUCGGCGCCGAACUGUGGGUGGCAGCGAGCUCUGACUGGAAAACCCGGCGCACACGGCAGAUUUACCAUGAAUAUGCUUAUGGCGUCGCAUUAA